CACGCAGACGGCCAGGGUUAACACUCGCUCCAGUCUCUGGUCAGCACACAGGGCAGCUUCUCUGCUUUUCUUCCCUGGACGUUCCUAAGUGUCUCCGGCGGUGUCUUGAUCUCCCACGGCAGCAUGGCCGACCCCAGCGAGCGGGACUAUGUGGACGGCGACGGCGACGACAUCGACGAGGACGAGCUUCUGGCCGGGCUGUCGGCCGAGGAGCUCAAGGAGCUGCAGAGUGAGAUGGACGUCAUCGCGCCCGACGAGAGGGUCCCCGUCGGCAUGAGGCAGAAGAACUCGGCUGUUCAGCGGACAGUCAAGGAGGACAGUGAUCAGGACUCUGAGUGUGGGGACGUUGACGAGGACGAGAUCUUGGCCGGCCUCUCUGCCGAGGAGCUCAAGCAGCUCCAGAGCGAGAUGGACGUGAUCGCUCCGGACGAGAGGGUGCCGGUGGGCCAGAGGCAGAGGGACCAGACCGAGAAGACCCCCACCGGCACCUUCGACCGCCGCUCACUCGUCGACUACAUGUACUGGGAGAAGGAGUCCAAACGGAUGCUGGAGGAGGAGAGAACCCCGGUCACACUACUGCCCAGCGAGAAAAAGAUGAGGGAGGCAGCUGAGCAGAAGGAGAAGGAGCAGGUGGUGGAGGAGGUGGUGGAGGAGGUGGAGGAGGAGGUGCCAGAGGGGGUUGACGAGGUGGAGUACGUCAUCGAGGAGGUGGUGGAGGAGGUGGAGGCAGUGGACGGGCAGGUGGGGGAGGAGGUGAUCGAGGAGGUCAUCGAGGAGAUCAUAGAGGAAGUGGUCGAGGUCGAGGAGGAGGCGCAGGAAGAAAACAAACAAGCCAUCGCCGUCCAGGAGUGUGCUGAUACGCAGGACAGGAAGGAAACGGCCGUCAUAGAUCAGAAGACCAGUCCACCCCUGGAGGCGGGACAGAAGACCAGUCCACCCCUGGAGGCGGGACAGAAGACCAGUCCACCCCUGGAGGCAGGGGAGGAGGUAGAGCCACAGGGCAGGUUUGAGAACUGGGUCCCAGAGAAGGAGGAGCGGGUCAUCUCCAAGCUGAAGAUUCCCAAGCUGGCGCUCGGCGGGAACGCCUUGAAGACGACCGCGCGGCCGUCGGGGAACGAGACCAACCUGGACACCACGCUGCACAAGAUCCGCAACAACAACCCCGCCAUCACCGAGGUCAACCUGAACAACAUCGAGAACAUUCCCAAGGACAUGCUGCUGGACUACGUCAACGCCCUGAAGAAGAACAAGCACGUGAAGACCUUCGCCAUCGCCAACACCGGCGCCGACGAGAACACGGCCUUCUGCCUGGCCAACAUGCUGCGCGAGAACAAGAGCGUCGCCACGCUCAACAUCGAGUCCAACUUCAUCACGGGCAAGGGCAUCAUCGCCAUCGUCCGCUGCCUGCAGUUCAACGAGACGCUCACCGAGCUGCGCUUCCACAACCAGCGCCACAUGCUGGGCCACCACGCCGAGAUGGAGGUGUCGCGGCUGCUGAAGGCCAACCACACGCUGCUGAAGAUGGGGUAUCACUUCGAGCUGCCCGGCCCGCGCAUGGUGGUCACCAACCUGCUGACGCGCAACCUGGACCGCCAGCGGCAGCUGCGGCACGAGGAGCAGAAGCAGAAGGACGUGCGGACGCAGCGCGAGCUGCUGGACAUGUACCAGGCCACCCUCCACCUGCCGCCCGGCCUCAUGGAGAUGCUGAGCACCAUGCUGCCCCCCGCAGAGCUGCUCGCUCAGCUGCAGCACCACCACCAGCUGCUGCAGCAGCACACACAGCAGCAGACACCGCAGCAGCAGCAGCAGGAGGCCCCGGAGCCCAGGACACCGUCCCCCGAGCCCGGCCCGGAGCCGCCCCAGCUCCGCAAGACCCCGAGCCUGCAGCACGCCGGGCCCAAGCCACCCGGCGCCGCCCCGGGGAGCCACCUCAGGGACGUGCAGCUGAAGAAGACGCCCAGGAAGAGAGACCCGUUCCUGGACGGCGCAGAGGAGGAGCGGAGGAGGCCCGGGGCCGGCGUGCAGCUGCGCAGGAUGACGACCUCACGGCCGCCGGACGACGUGUGGAGCGUGCGUGAGAGCGCGCUGAUGGCGGACGAGCGCGCCAACCUGAAGGACGCGCUGAAGACGCUCAAACCCGUGCCACGCCGACGCGUGCCACCCAAGGUGGAGAUGACGCCGCGAGACAACCUCCUCAGCGAGAUCCGCCAGAGCAACGUGGCAUACCUUAAAGCGGUCCCCCUCCCUAAAGAGCUGGAGUCGAGAGAAACCAGUCUUUUCUAAAGGACCUUCUCACAAAUGGAGCUGUACAGUCCAUCCUCACUCUGUCUGAGAUGAUCAUCACAGUCCAUCAUAACUAUGUCCAAGGCCAUCAUCAAACUCACCUGAUUACGGAACGUAUGCCCACACAUGUAGAAUAUGGAUGCUCAUAUUGGAGUUUUUUAUGUUGUGAAGACACAACAUAAACCCUUAACCCUAACCCUAUGUUUUACUUGCUAUUUUUGUUUUUAUAAUGCAUUUAAUAUCCUGUCGUAAUAAAGUGAACUCAAUGUA
This is a messenger RNA of Sardina pilchardus (European sardine), 2553 nucleotides long. RefSeq names its product leiomodin 3 (fetal) (gene lmod3). Gene Ontology annotation, cellular component: myofibril; cytoskeleton; striated muscle thin filament. The record is from RefSeq and is a predicted model, not a curated record. The coding region runs from base 124 to 2283 and encodes 719 amino acids. Gene Ontology annotation, biological process: muscle contraction; actin filament organization; pointed-end actin filament capping. Gene Ontology annotation, molecular function: tropomyosin binding. NCBI's taxonomy places the organism in Eukaryota, Metazoa, Chordata, Actinopteri, Clupeiformes, Clupeidae. The transcript is spliced from 5 exons.